Suillus subaureus is the source of this 447-nucleotide messenger RNA. RefSeq lists its product as uncharacterized. The transcript is spliced from 2 exons. The coding region runs from base 1 to 447 and encodes 148 amino acids. The record is from RefSeq and is a predicted model, not a curated record. Lineage: Eukaryota; Fungi; Basidiomycota; Agaricomycetes; Boletales; Suillaceae.
AUGGAUGUAUAUGAGAUUAAUAUCAAGAAGGCACCGAGCAAAAAGGAGAUUGAGCUUAGACUGCUGGAGGAGGGUAAUGCCCAUAAUGCAGCACCUGCUCGCAGAUCAGUGGCAACAUGGAUAUCAAUGGGGUUGGCAAUUGAAGAGGCUCAAAUUGCAUUGGUCAUCGAGCUCCAAAGAAUUGGAAGAAGAACUACAGAGACACAGAGAUUAGACAUCACCCAGCAACACAAUUGUCUCCAAGGCCAGAUAGAUGGAUUCACUUGGUCUGCUCUUAUGCAUCUGGGAGAGGGAUUUGAUGCAGACGAUGAUCCUGAUGACUUGAACAUAGACAUUCCCGAUGAUCUUGAUGAUGACCCAGCAGAUUUCACCGACACAUCUGAUACAUGGGCAAACUCCCCUGAGCUCACUGUCAUCCCAUUGCCAUCAAACCUCGGGGUAGAUUGA